UAACCUUGUGGAUCAAACUAAACUUUAAAAUCUGAAAAAAUCUGUGUUUUUACUAACUAUGCAGACUAAACUAGACUUUCAUAAUAGUUCCUCACUGAUUCCCCACAGGUCUAGAGAUUUCUACCACACGUGCUACUGUCUGAGCGGACUCUCAGUAGCACAGCAUUUUGGAAACAAAGACCUCCACAACGAGCUGAUCCUCGGUCGGGACGAGAACAGACUGGCACCAACUCAUCCAGUUUACAACAUCUGCCCAGAGAAGGUCGCCCAAGCGAUUGAACAUUUCCACCAGUUACCUGUUCCAGUUCAGACGGGACCUACACCAAGUGCAAUGGACCAGUCAUAGACUUUUCCUUUUUCUAUUAGAAACAUAUUUGGGGGUUUGAGCUAGCUUGACCUAAGGCAGAGGCAUCUUCUGUAAAUGCUGUAGCCAAACGUCCUUUGCUGGUCUGUACAGCAUCUACAGAUGGGGAAACACUCUGAGGGCCUGAUCUACUACAGCUUCAGCAUGGAAUUAUGGGUUUUAGCCAGGGAAAACAGUAGAGACUGACUAGGCGAGGUGUUUUUCAUGCACCAGUCGUUGAUUGAUAUUUUAUUGCACAUACCAUCUUAUUUUGGGCUUUGGUAAAUGUUUCCCAGAGUGCACGUGGCAGUAGGUUCUGGACAGAAAUAAAGACUUGGAUGGAAGUUUGUUUUUAAUAUAUCCUGGCUGGUGUAUUGUGGAUGAUCUAUACUCACUGUGGGCAGUCCAUUAUUUGACUGUAACUUGUCAUCUCUAAUUUGGAGUGCUGUUUGAC
Molecule: messenger RNA, 797 nt
Organism: Sinocyclocheilus grahami
Lineage: Eukaryota; Metazoa; Chordata; Actinopteri; Cypriniformes; Cyprinidae
Product: protein farnesyltransferase subunit beta-like
Exons: 2
Coding region: 59-346 (95 amino acids)
Molecular function (GO): catalytic activity
Source: RefSeq, a predicted model, not a curated record